Poecile atricapillus (Black-capped chickadee) is the source of this 866-nucleotide messenger RNA. Its product is annotated as prolactin-like. Gene Ontology annotation, biological process: response to nutrient levels; positive regulation of receptor signaling pathway via JAK-STAT. The record is from RefSeq and is a predicted model, not a curated record. Gene Ontology annotation, cellular component: extracellular region. The coding region runs from base 1 to 858 and encodes 285 amino acids. Lineage: Eukaryota; Metazoa; Chordata; Aves; Passeriformes; Paridae. Gene Ontology annotation, molecular function: hormone activity. The transcript has 4 exons.
AUGGCCGUGGCCCUCAGCCGGGCUGGGGAGCGAGCAGGUGAGGGGCGGGCGGCGGGGGCACAGCGGGCGGGGGCACAGCGGGCGGGGACACAGCAGGCGGGGACACAGCAGGCGAGGGCUCACCGGGCCGGGACACACCGGGCGGGGGCACAGCAGGCGGGGGCACAGCGAGAGAGAGCACACUCCGACAUUCCGCGCCCCGACGCCGCCGCCCUCUCCGCAGGUGCGGUUGCGGCGCUGGCGCUGCUGUGGUUGCUGGUCUGCGCUCCGGGGGACGGCGGCUGUCACCCCCUGACGGUGGCCGAUCUCUUCGACCGGGUGAUCCGGCACUCGGGCAGGAUCCACAGCCUCUCCACGGCGCUCUACGCCGAGCUGGAAAAACACUUUCCUCCCCGUGACAACGAGCUGGGAAGGCCCGCUCGGAAGUGCCACACGUCGGGGAUGCUGACCCCUAACGGCAAAGAAUACGCCCAAAAAAUCCCGAGAGAAGAACUAACUCAUGUGAUACUGAAACUUUUGCAAGCCUGGAAAGAACCACUUUCCCACUUUAACCAGCAUAUUGAGCACCAUCAACAGUUACCUGAUGACAGCCUUAGCAAAGCUAAGCAAAUCAGCAAUAUGGUACAUGAGCUGAAGACUGGAGUUGAGAAAGUAACAGAAAAGAUGCAGUCAAUGGGGAUCAUCAGCAAUUCAUUAAAUGGAAUAGCAUCAUCUGAAGGCACUGGUUUAUCAAUUAGUAACGAAGCAAACAUGAUGAGUGACUCUGACUUCAUUCACUGUUUUAGGAGAGAUUCUAAUAAAGUACAAAGCUACUUAAAAAUUCUCAAAUGUAGGAUUAUGCCAGAAAAUAGUUGCUAAAUUGUAAU